GCGGACGCGAGAUCUCGGCAGCAGAGCAGCGGAGCGAGCGCCAUGUGGUGACAUGGACGAGGAUGUGGAUGUCUACUUCGCCCAGCACGACAUCCAAAGCGUUGUCAGCGACAUCUUGUACGAGCUGGGCUACCACCGCCCCGCGGAGCCCGGGCCCUUCCUCGCGGCCUACGUGGCGCGGCGCUUCGAGCUGCCGGGCGGCGGCGGACGGGGCCGAGGCAGCAGCGUGGGGCCGGUGGACUACGACGCGGUGCAGCUGCUGUCGGGCGUCCACCACCCCACCGCCGAGGAGCUGGCGGUGGGGCAGAUGCUGCUGGAGAUCCGGAAGCUGAGGCGGAAGUACAGCCGCUUCGUGGCCGAGGUGCGCCCGGACGAGGAGGGCCAGGCGGCCUUUCUGGGCAUCCCCUGGGCGGACUUCGAGGCGGACUACGAGCGGCUGCUGGCGCUGCUGGGCAGCUCUGUGCUCUGGGCCUUCGCCCAGCGCCGCCUGGCGGCCGGGCGCGGCAUCUUCGAGGCCCACAAGGCCCUGAACCAGGAACUGGAGCAGGAGCCGGAGCCCGAAGUGCGGGUGGACAACUGCCUGCAGCUGGCCCGCGCCCUGCCGCCCGGGAGGCUGCUGGAGCUUUUUCGGAAGCUGCACGAGGAGCCCCAGCUCAAGGAGCUCGUCAAGGGACGCACGCCCGGCUGCGAGGAGCUUACGGCAGAUGCGGACGCUCCGGCGCCGGGCAGAAACACCUUGAAGGGCCUCUUCUCCUGCAUCAGUGCGGGAGGGUUUCUCAAGGAGACGGUGUUGGCGUCUCUGCGGCUGCUGGAGCGUAGCUCCAAAGCGACCGGGGGCGCGACCUUUGCUGAGUACAGGCUGCCUCUGCUGGCGGAGGGCGACGCCUGGGCCGACCUCGCGGAGUGGCACCAGGAACUGGGGUCCAUCAGCGAGCGCCUCGCCUGGGUGGUGCAACUGCCGGUCUCGGGCUACGCGGCCCUCAAGGGCCGGCGCUCGAUCUUGGACUACGGGGAGCUGCUGAGCAACGCCUUUGGGCCCCCGCUGAAACUGGCCAUGGAGGGGCCCAAAGAGGCGCAGGGCGCGAAGCUGUCGGAGCUGCUGGAGCGCGUGGUGGGCUUCGAAGUCUCGCCACUCGCCCGUCGAGACCGAGACGGCUGCGGGUCUGAGGGUCUGAGGGUCUGCGCUGUGGAAAUCGGUGUCUAGAGAUGGACCAAAAAUUCUUAAAG
Effrenium voratum is the source of this 1227-nucleotide messenger RNA. The record is from the annotation of a GenBank genome assembly. Lineage: Eukaryota; Dinophyceae; Suessiales; Symbiodiniaceae.